Molecule: messenger RNA, 2677 nt
Organism: Nothobranchius furzeri (turquoise killifish)
Lineage: Eukaryota; Metazoa; Chordata; Actinopteri; Cyprinodontiformes; Nothobranchiidae
Product: glucose-1-phosphate adenylyltransferase
Biological process (GO): biosynthetic process
Source: RefSeq, a predicted model, not a curated record
UUAGCGGAUGGAACCCAACAGAGAGCCUCAAAAGAAGAAGAACAACGUUGGAACAGCUGGUGGAUUUCUGAUUUCUCUGGUGUUUUUGAAUUUUUUUAUAAUCUGAAUUUAAAUGAAAGCUGUAAUCCUCGCCGCCGGAUACGGAACCAGACUGCAGAGGGAUGUCGCCUCCGACCGCAGCGGGAGGUUUGUUCACCUGGCGGGGAUACCGAAGCCGCUGCUGCCCGUGGGCCGCUCGGCUCUCAUAUCCCUCUGGGUCCGGGCUCUGACACGCUCCGGUUCUGUGGACCGCAUCUAUGUGGUGACCAACGCUCUUUACCUGGAGGCGUUUGAAGAAUGGGCCUCAGAUUUUACAAACGUUCAGAUUCUCAGCGACCAAACAAAAACCAAUGAGGAGCGUCUCGGCGCCGUCGCCUGCCUGCAGCUGGCCGUCAAACACUUUAGCAUCCAGGACCAUGUGGUUGUUGUUGGAGGUGACACGCUCUUCAAGGAGGAUUUCAGCCUAACUGAAGUCCAAAAGAUAUUUUGUGAUGUGCAAACAAAGUGUGAGGACAGCUGUCUGGUUCUGUCGUACCAGUGCCGAGAUGAAGAAACCCAAAAAUAUGGAAUACUGGAAGUAGAAGAGGAGCUUCGUGUCGUCUGCAUGAAGGAGAAGCCUCUUCCUUCAGAGACGGAGUCGAGGAGAGCAUGCCCUUGUUUCUAUGUGUUUUCUGAGAGAAGCCUUCCUCUGCUGGAUGCUUUCCUCGAAGAAAAGAAGGAUGCUCCUAUUGAAGAAAAAGACGCUCCUGGAAACUUUGUGUCGUGGCUCAUUCUAAGGAAACCAGUUUACAUUCAUCAGAUUUCUGGGCGUUUCGAUGUAGGAAACUUGCCUUCGUACAUCGAAUGUGACCUUUACUUCAGAGAGAAACUCAAGGAUGUUGAGUCUUACAUGGUUUAGGAAAAAAAACAGUAAAAUACUCAAUUCAUGGAUCCAAACAUGUCUGAAUCAUUGACUGACUGUUUAACUUUAACCCAAAACCACGUACAGGAUUACUGUAACGUGCAUGUUGAUGACUAAAUGAUUAAAACUGAAUGUUUUCUAAUUAAAUAACCUAUUCUGUGAGGAGUCUUCUGCAUCUAUCAGAGCCCUUUUCACAGCCGUUCUCCAUCUUUGCGAUCCGGGAGCCAAACUGCAUGGCCCUCUUAGGCAGGACAGCCGACUGGCAGAGCCCCAGCUGCCUUGCCACCAGCCUCAGGAGGAGCUUCUCUCCAACGCCUCGAGGAAGUGACAGAUCUGCUUUCUCCCAUACAGGAAGAGAGUUCAGGAGACUCACAACAUCCUCAUCCAGAAACCCAAAAAUAUGGAAUACUGGAAUAUUCCUACUGCAUGAAGGAGAAACCUCCUCCUUCAGAGACGAGUCGAGGAGAGCAGGUUCUGGUUUAUUUUCUGCUCAGGUCGACUUUGAGGGUCCCACCAGAGCAUCUCAGUUAGGAUGAAGUAUGGAACAGUCUCUGAGAUCCCUCCAAGACUGUUGGAACAACAAGUGAUGGCGUGGCGUGGUGUAUGGGGUACAAAGAUGGUGAAGCCAUUCUUCAUCAAUGGAAACUUCAAGGCCACUGGAUAAUUGAAGUUGCUACAUGAUGAAGUGUUUCCCUCUUUAUGCACUGAAGCUGGCACGUUCCUUGAGUUUUUCCAGCCCGAUGGUGCACCACCACAUUAAGGCUGUCCGGUCCGAGCAUUCCUAGAUGAACAGUUUCUUGGAAAGUGGAUUGGUCAUCGUGGGCCAGUUGAAUGGCCCCAAAGGUCUCCUGAUCUGACCCCCUUACCCCCAAAUUCCACUUCCUCCACUCCGGCACGAACGCCGGAGCAAAAUCGGUCCCGUUGUAGUCAAUCAGAGCAAUUCCACUACUGCGGCCGUGCUCUGGCAGUGCAGCGCCCUCUGUUCCGGCAAAAAUAGAAUCGAUCCUAUUUUUGCCGGACGCCGGAGCACCUCCGCAGUAAAUGGACAGAAAUCACAACUGCCCAACAGGAGAAGGAGCAAGCACAACUUCCGUUUUUCACAAUAAAUCGAUAAACAAAAGGCGUUUUUUGUUUCAUAUGCACAGGUUUAACAACUUUUAACAACUAUCAAUGGUGGCUGAAGUUUAAAUGCACAAAAAUAAGCCAUAAAUACAAUUUCUACUAUCAAAGUGGUCACACUUUGUUGAUCCAAACACUGCUGAUCUCUCAACACAAAUGAUGGGCAGAUUAAACAGCUCAUGCCGAUGCUUCUCUCACACAACGGGUGUUUGGAUCUAACUUCCGUGUUUAUUGCUCGGACUGUAUCGCAAGAUCUCGAAAGUCCCGCGCAUGCUUGUUUGCCCCCUCAGGUCUCCGCACCGGAGCGGAGCCGUUGUAGAGCGGGUACCAGUAAAAAUUGAGUUUGGAAGCGAGCGGCUGCGGAAGGCGGGGGCGGACCGGAGGUAGUGGAAUUUGAGGGUUACUCAUGUUUGGGGUCAUCUGAAGACACGAGAUGUGCAACACCUGAAACUACGGCUACUGGAAGCCUGUGCUGGCAUUUCUCCUGCAGCGUUCCCAUCAGUGUGUGAAGAGUGGGCACUGACAAUCCAACACAAUGGGCAGCACAUUGAACACAUUUUCUAAGUGGCCAGAAACUUGUAAAUAUCUCGUUAAAGAAUAAAGUUACGUUCAAACCAA